AUGCUCAUUGCGUAUCACGUUCACAAUGUGGCUUUUCUUGAGGCUUGUUCUCUCAAGUUGAGAAUGGCUAUCGUAGAGCCGGGAACAGCCGUAGGUGCUAUUGCAACCACCAAUGUAGGCGAGUCUUUCCUGCAGUCGACUUUGAAGACGUUCCACCUUCCUGGCGUGGUGCAUACGAACAUAACACAAGGAGUACCACGAAUCAAGGAGAUAAUCAACGCUGUAAAGCAGUGA
Ostertagia ostertagi is the source of this 234-nucleotide messenger RNA. The record is from the annotation of a GenBank genome assembly. Lineage: Eukaryota; Metazoa; Nematoda; Chromadorea; Rhabditida; Trichostrongylidae.